This is a messenger RNA of Ambispora leptoticha, 122 nucleotides long. The record is from the annotation of a GenBank genome assembly. NCBI's taxonomy places the organism in Eukaryota, Fungi, Glomeromycota, Glomeromycetes, Archaeosporales, Ambisporaceae.
AAACGGCUUCUCCAAAUUAAACGUGCUAUUAAAUUAAUAAAAGCAACUAUGAAUGCAAAUAGUAAUUAUAAUAUUCAUAAAGAUGCAAUUCGUCUAAAAUCCUUAAUAAUUACAGAAGAAGA